Messenger RNA from Ceutorhynchus assimilis (cabbage seed weevil), 9864 nucleotides. Lineage: Eukaryota; Metazoa; Arthropoda; Insecta; Coleoptera; Curculionidae. The record is from the annotation of a GenBank genome assembly.
AGUUGAAGCUAAGAGAGCAGAUGAGAAUUGGGUACCUAUCGGUUGAUUUUUGCUAGGGAAAAGCGAAAAAACUGAUGCAAAAUGGAGGAUUUAUUCUCUCAAUUCUCUUCUCUUUUGAAAUUACACACAAAACAAUUUCGAAUUAACAAAAAAAACGAGUAUUUAGCAGCGCACAGGAGAGUGUGACAGAAAUUUGAAUUGGCAAAUGUCAAAGUCAAAUGGGUCAAAUGAAAUGUCACUAUACUUUGUUGGGCGCUUCCUUUUAUUCACCGUUGGAUCUAUUGAUGACCCUUCUAUCUUUGUCUAGCUCAUAGAAAAUCGGAACGGCUCUCCCAUAAUGCUGGCAGAAGAAUCCAUCGAUGAAUAAAAUUCACUUUUUCUAAACACCAUUGUUCGAAAGGUUUUCAUUGUAUCUGCUAGUUCUGCUCCAAUCAAAUCCAACGAAACCUGCGUUUGCCGUUCUAGUGCGAGAUCGCGUUGAACCGAACCUGGAAAAUCGUUUUACCCCAAUCACAGAACACCCCAAUAACGAUGUUUUCGAACACAGGGCCGAGUUCAGAAAUAACGCACAGGGUGCGAGUGCGAUUUUAUGGGUGUGUCUGAAUUGACAAUUGGCCAUUGGGCCCAUAGCACCGUCUAGCAUUUUUGAACAGCUAGGGCGUCGCACCGAUGUCACACUCACACUGGGUGUGUCAUUCCUGAACUCGCUCCUGAACACGCUUAAAGAGGAGACAGAUGACAAGAUACAACCACAGCACAACGUUGCACAAACCCUUCGUUUUUAUUCUCAACGGUGACUUCACCGAUAAGUUAGCUGUCUUUGUUUAGUGAAUGGAAAAUGACAAUGACGGCCAUAGAACGGUGGAUCCCUCGGUAAAAUUUGAUGGGAAUGAAAACGCAGAGAAAUUGUUUUGCUCAUUUUAACUUUUAAAUUGGCACUUCGUUUUUCGUUAAUUGAAUUGCCUUCAACCAUUUACACUUAAGAGAAUCGACCUGCUAUGUGAAUUACUGAAUUUUUGUAAAAUAUGAAAAGACCUAGAUUUCCAGAAAUUAGUUUCGGCAACAGUGGAAAUUGGACUUGACAGCAGACAGUGAAUCGACUAUGACAGUGACAGUUGACGAUUUGCAACUCUGCAAAUUGCAACAAUUAAUUAUUUUUCCUCUCGUAAUUAUUAAACAAAAAUAACAAAUUUACUACGUUUCUAUUAAGAUUUUUCGUUGUUCUCGUCAUUCCGGAAAAUUCCUUUGCCCCCACAGCGAUUCAGUUAUUCGGAACCAAUGAUAUGUAGCUCGUAGAAAACCCACUACUCCUCUAAGGGCUUUUUUAAAAAUUAUUGUGCAUAAGGACUUGAGCGGCCUGAGUGACACUUUUGGGGUGUAUCAACAUUUACGAUGGCAGAUCCAGACCCGGAAACCCUUCUAGAAUGGUUAAACAGCGGCAUAGGCGAAGAGAGGGACAUGCAACUAAUUGCUCUCGAGCAAUUGUGCAUGUUACUUUUGAUGUCCGACAAUGUAGACCGGUGUUUUGAAAGUUGUCCGCCUCGGACAUUUCUCCCGGCCCUAUGUCGAAUCUUUUUAGACGAACAUGCACCCGAAAAUGUACUAGAGGUCACUGCCCGUGCCGUCACCUACUACUUAGACGUAUCAGCUGAAUGCACUAGAAGAAUUGUCGCUAUCGAUGGCGCUAUUAAAGCUAUCUGCAAUCGUUUAGUUGUUGUUGAACUUUCUAGUAGGACAAGUAAAGAUUUAGCUGAACAAUGUGUCAAGGUUUUGGAAUUGAUAUGUACUAGAGAAGCUGGCUCAGUGUUCGAUGCCGCAGGUUUAAGUUGCAUCCUGCCUUUCAUACGCGAUAAUGGACAGUUGGUUCACAAAGACACCUUACACUCAGCUAUGGCUGUUGUUUCCAGGCUUUGUACCAAAAUGGAGCCAGCUGAUUUACAACUGCCUGGUUGUGUCCAAGCUUUAAGUGCAUUGCUUCAACAUGAAGACCUUCAUGUAGCUGAUGGGGCACUCCGUUGUUUUGCGUCAAUAGCAGAUCGUUUCACUAGGAGAGGUGUGGAUCCUGCUCCAUUAGCCCAACAUGGUUUGGUAAAAGAAUUAUUAAGUCGUCUAUCAAAUGCUGCCGGUCCAAGUUCAGUAGCUGGCACUCAAAAUACACCAGGCAAAAACACAACAUCCGGCAAUGUUGCUACAGUGGCAGUAACUGAUACUAAAGCUAAUGUUGCUUCUGUUUCAACUAUUAUAAGUCUUUUGUCUACUUUGUGUAGAGGAUCUCCUAUUAUUACACAUGAUCUGCUCCGUUCCGAAUUGUUAGAUGCAAUUGAAAAAGCCCUGAAAGGUGACGAACGUUGCGCCUUAGACUCGAUGCGUCUAGUAGACCUUUUGUUGGUUCUUCUAUUCGAAGGUAGAAAAGCUCUUGGAAAACCAGGAGCCUGCUCUUCGGGACAACUCAUGCCUCGCAUCAGACGAAUGGAUUCUGCUGCUGAAAAAUCACACAGGCAGCUCAUAGAUUGUAUCAGAUCUAAAGAUACUGAUGCCCUUAUAGAAGCCAUAGAAAAUGGCGGUAUUGAGGUGAAUUUCAUGGACGAUGUCGGCCAAACGCUCUUGAAUUGGGCCUCUGCUUUCGGGACCCAGGAAAUGGUUGAAUAUUUAUGCGAAAAGGGAGCUGAUGUUAACAAGGGGCAAAGAUCUUCUUCCUUGCAUUAUGCUGCUUGCUUUGGCAGGCCCACAAUAGCUAAAGUUUUGUUGAGACACGGGGCCAAUCCAGAUUUGCGCGAUGAAGAUGGGAAAACACCUUUGGAUAAGGCUAGGGAACGUGCAGACGAAGGACAUAGGGAAGUAGCUGCCAUAUUGCAAUCACCAGGUGAAUGGAUGGUAUCCCUUGACAAGGACAGAGCGCGUAAAUCUGAAUCAGACUCUGAAGAAAAUUUAGAACCAAAAGGAGAUCCUGAAAUGGCACCAGUCUAUCUACAACGAUUACUGCCAAUAUUUUGCAGCACAUUCCAACAGACAAUGUUGCCAAGCGUCCGGAAAGCUAGUUUGGGGCUCAUUAAAAAAAUGAUUCACUACAUCCAAUCUAAUUUGUUGCAAGAUUUGUGCUUUAUAGAAUUGAAUCCCACUUUUCCCAUCCAAUUGGUCGAGGUUAUUGCUAUUGUGCUCGAUAAUGAGGAGGAUGAAGAAAGUCACUCAAUAGCUUUGGCUAUUAUUCAAGAUCUGAUGGUUAAAAAUCAAAAAAUAUUUUUGGAUCAUUUUGCUCGGCUAGGGAUUUUUACUAAGGUACAGGCUUUGGCCGUGCCACCUGAACAAAAUGAAGCUGAGGAAGCUGAAGCAACACCAGAAGAAGGUGCUGAGCAACCUCAAGUAGAAGAUGCAAAAGAAAUUCUCCCAGGUAAAGCCUAUCAUUGGAGGGAUUGGUCUAUAUGCAGAGGCAGAGAUUGUUUGUAUUUGUGGAGCGAUGCUGCUGCUUUGGAGUUGUCCAACGGUUCUAAUGGUUGGUUUCGAUUCAUCUUGGAUGGCAAGUUGGCUACAAUGUAUUCGAGUGGAUCACCCGAAGGAGGUGCUGAUACCACAGGAAAGGCUCGAGCAGCGGACUCUUUAACCACUGAAGAAAAUCGCGGUGAAUUCUUAGAAAAGCUCCUCAGAGCACGUGCAGCAGUGAGAAUCACCACAUCGAUUCCGAUUCUGUCAAAACCUGGUUCUAACAGGCUCGUUGUAGGAAAUUGGUCUUUAAUUUCAAAAAGAGAGGCCGAAGUACAUAUUCAUAAUUGUGACGGCCAUCAACAAACCACCAUCUUGAGAGACGACCUUCCUGGAUUUAUUUUUGAAUCUAACCGAGGCACCAAACAUUCGUUUAUUGCUGAAACUAGCCUUGGGGCAGAAUUUGCUUCAGGUUGGACCAACAAAAAAGGCAAACGUUUCCGAUCAAAAACCGAAGCGACAAAAACAAAAGUCAAAUAUCUCGCCCAUCGGCUCUAUGAACAAUAUUUUAGAGCAGCACAAGCUCAACCUAGAGGCGUAGUAGCUCAAUUAGGAAAUAUUGUGGCACAAAUCGAAAGAGCUUGCCAAAAACAAGGCUCUUACGGCAAUAAUAGAGAGGGUACAAAUUCUUGGAAGGAAAUGCUUGUAUAUGCUUUGGAUGCUUUAACGCAAAUCCUUAAAGAUGACGAUGUAGUCAGUGCUUAUGAAUUAUAUAGUUCUGGAUUGGUUCAGGCUUUGUUGAAUCUUUUAUCUGUUAGUUAUUGGGAUCAAGGUUUAAAACAAAGCAAAGUCAACAAAUACCAAAAACAACGCAUACAAAUCUUUAAAGAUUGUUUCAAAAUGAAAACACUAACUGAAAAUAAUUCAAUUUCAAUCCUAGUACAGAAACUGAUAGCUGUUUUAGAAAGCAUUGAAAAAUUGCCAGUUUACCUGUAUGAUACUCCAGGGUCCGGUUAUGGGCUUCAAGUUUUGACUAGAAGAUUACGGUUUAGACUUGAAAGAGCUCCAGGAGAAAGCACAUUGAUUGAUAGAAGCGGUAGAGGAUUAAAAAUGGAGCCCCUUGCCACUAUAUCGCAAUUGGAAAAAUAUUUAUUGAAAAUGGUCGCCAAGCAAUGGUACGACUACGAUAGAUCCACUUUUCAGUAUUUAAGAAAGCUCAAAGACCCUAAAUAUCAAACAUUUAAACAUUCUCAAGACUUUGACGAAAACGGUGUCAUUUACUUUAUUGGCACCAACGGAAAAACCAGUUCCGAAUGGGUAAAUCCAGCCCAGUAUGGCCUGGUAACCAUCACAAGCUCGGACGGUAGAAAUUUACCCUACGGCCGCUUAGAAGACAUCCUGUCACGUGAAAAUUCGGCUUUGAAUUGUCACACAAACGACGAUAAGAGAGCAUGGUUCAGUAUCGAUUUGGGACUGUUCAUUAUUCCAUCAGCUUAUACUUUGAGACAUGCGAGAGGAUAUGGACGUUCGGCUUUGAGGAACUGGUAUUUCCAAAUGUCGAAAGAUGGCAUGCUUUGGACUACUUUUUGUACGCACACUCAUGAUAUGUCGUUGAAUGAACCGGGAUCUACUGCCACUUGGCCUGUUGAAGCACCUCAAGAUGAACAAGGUUGGCGUCAUGUACGCAUCCAACAAGCAGGCAAAAAUGCCUCUGGUCAAACCAACUACCUAAGUCUAUCUGGUUUCGAGAUUUACGGUCAAGUGAUCAGCAUAUGUGAAGAUUUAGGAAAAGUCCACAAAGAGCAAGAAGCCCAAUUAAGAAAGCAAAGAAGACUGGUUAAAAUGCAGCUGCUCAGAUAUAUGACAGUUGGCGCUAGAGUGAUACGAGGUGUUGAUUGGAAAUGGCGGGAUCAGGAUGGAAAUCCAGCUGGAGAAGGUACUGUAACUGGUGAGCUCCAUUCCGGCUGGAUCGACGUUACAUGGGACCAUGGAGGUUCAAAUUCCUACCGCAUGGGUGCCGAAGGCAAGUACGACCUGAAAUUAUCACCAAGUUUCGACGUUGAAUCUCUGAACAAACCCAGUCAAACUGGCUCAAGCAAAACGAAAAAAGACGAAAAACAAAGCGUACUCACUAGCAGAAAAAGCAGCUCGACUCCAAGUUUACCGGAAGUGACCGAAAUUAAGUCUUCAGUGGCUUCAACUGAUCAGGCUGCUUCUGCCGACAAUUUGGCAGCUAAGCAAGCAGCUGAGACCAUCGCAGAAAGUGUCCUGACAGGUGCCAGAAAUGAAGCUUUAGUAGCAGUUACUUCAGAAUCUCAAGCCGCAAGCACCGAAAGUGAACUAUCAGUUAUAGUCCAUCCUCUACGAGAUCCACACAACGAUUUAUCAGCAAUAAACAACAGCAGCGAUUUAGCAACCAUCGUGGAAAGUCUAAGUUUGUCAGACAACAGCAAACUGAUGCCCGCCAAAAGGCAAAACAGCGACGAACCGUUGGACAGUCAACACAAAGACUUGGCUCAGAAGUUUCCUAAAUCGAACCGGGCCUCGAAAAUUAGUAAUGCCCAAGCUGCAGCUGCUCAAAGCUUCGUGGACGCUGUGGAAGUAUUGGAUCGUAUCCGUGAAGGCUCUGAUGUUUUAAGAAACAACACUAACAACUUUUUAUCUGCUGAAUUCCUGCAAACCGCUUUAAGCUUUAGUCAAUCGAAUCAGCAAACUAUUAACAACUUAUCGAGUCUAGGAGGCGCUGGCGUAAUGAUUUCUGUAAAAUCAGAAGCCAGCGGUAGCAAUAGUGAAGAGCAAGGAAAGAAAGACGAUGGCGAAGAAGGCGCUAGCAAAAGUAGCGCUUUAAGCUGUAGUGAUAACGAAGAAGCUGUUAAUAAUGCAAAUAAUGCUAAAAAUAAUUCAAAUAUAGUCACCAACCCAAUGAGUGUUAGUGUACCAAAUCUCACCAGCGCCGAAGAGAAUAGUCAAAUUGAAACUACUACAACUGCAGUUUUAAACUUCGCAGGAUUAUUAGAAACCUUUGCGGCUCUGGCACGCAGAAGACUAGAAGGCGGUAGUGUAGUAGGCAGUGCACACUCUACAGGUAGAAACAGUAACUCCAACAAUUCCCAGCAAAUGUCCAAUGCACAAGCGCAAAACAAUCAAAACGCUGCCGCUUCAGCCGGGUGUAUUUUUCCUAGAGCUCCCAAUUCGGUUUCUAGUUUAGUACGUUUGGCUCUAUCUAGUAAUUUUCCAAGCGGAUUAUUGAGUACUGCUCAGAGUUAUCCUAGUUUGUCGUCUAGUAAUAAUACUAGGGGGCAGCAGGGGAGUAUAUCAACAACUGCAGGUGCAGUCCAAGGUCUAAGUCAGGCUUUGACAAUGAGUUUAACGUCUACUAGCAGCGAUAGUGAGCAAGUUUCUUUGGAAGAUUUCUUAGAAUCCUGCCGUGCCCCCACUUUGUUGGCUGAAUUGGACGAUGACGAAGAAAUUGGUGAUAAUGAGGACGAAAACGAUGACGACGAGAAUGAAGAUGAUGCAGAUUAUGAAGAGGUUAUGGUCUCGAGAAAUUUACUAAGUUUCAUGGAAGAAGAAGGUUUUGAUCCGCUCCAGAAUACCAAAAGAAGAUCCUGGGAUGAUGAGUAUGUGGUAAAAAGGCAAUUUAGUGCCCUAAUUCCUGCCUUUGAUCCUCGACCUGGAAGAACCAAUAUUAAUCAGACUAGCGAUCUUGAUAUUCCUGCACCAGGUCAAGAAGAGAGUGCUCCAUCUUCAAAUCACGAAUUUUUGCCGCAACCCAAAAUACAGCUGGUUCUCAAGGGACCCAACAUGCCAGGAAUAAAUGACGUUGAAAUUGAACUGAACGACUCUCCGUGGACAAUAUUUAAAGCUGUCCAGGAACUGAUGCAAUUGGCAGAGUUCCCAUCGAAACAGGAAAAAUUAAGGAGAUUGUGGGAACCUACUUAUGUGAUUGUCUACAAGGAAAUCAAAGACGAUUCAGAAGGCCAUGCCACUCCUGUAGCUUUACUGCACAGCAGAACGAGCUCGAUAGCGGGAAAUUCUCUAUCUCCGUCUACACCAGUUCCAGGCACUCCUUCUGUAUCCAGUUGUACGGUAGAAGAUGUUUUGCAGCUCCUGAGACAUUUGUUUGUCAUUACUACAUCAAGCAAUGACAAAACCGAUUUGAGGACUCUGGAUAAUGCUGAAUUGAAACAGGAGCUGUAUUUUAGCAAGAAAAUCACCAAUAAACUUUUACAGCAAAUACAAGAUCCACUAGUACUCUCUAGUGCCAGUUUGCCCGCUUGGUGCGAAGAACUAAACCACUCCUGCCCCUUUUUAUUCCCCUUCGAAACUCGCCAAUUAUACUUCAAUUGUACAGCUUUCGGAGCAUCUAGAAGUAUAGUUUGGCUCCAAACCCAACGGGACGUCACUAUAGAACGUCAAAGAACACCCGGUUUAUCUCCCAGAAGAGACGAUCCCCAUCACGAAUUUCGCGUUGGCAGGCUGAAACACGAAAGAGUCAAAGUGCCGAGGGGCGAAGAGUUGCUCGAGUGGGCCGUGCAAGUGAUGAAAGUUCACUCGGAGAAAAAGUCAGUUUUGGAAGUUGAGUUUGUAGGCGAAGAAGGUACGGGAUUGGGACCUACGUUGGAGUUUUACGCUUUAGUUGCUGCCGAGUUGCAAAGGCGCGAUUUGUGUAUGUGGAUCUGUGAUGACUUAUUAAAUAAUGAAGCUCAUAGUAUUGAUUUAACCAGUGAUAAUGCGAAACCGCCAAAUUAUUAUGUGAGAAGAAUUUCUGGAUUGUUUUUGGCGCCUUUGCCUCAAAAUUCUGAAGUCUGUGAUAAGGCUGUUAAGUACUUUUGGUUCCUUGGUGUGUUUUUAGCAAAAGUUUUACAAGAUAAUAGACUAGUCGAUUUGCCUCUGAGUAAAGGCUUUUUGAAAUUGAUGUGCCACGGCGAGAUUUUGAAUACAGUAAACGAACGAAUUGGAUUUUCUAGUACUAAAAAAACUAUAGAAGAAGAUAUAAUGACUUCUAGUUAUAUUUCUGAGGAGAGCGAAAAGGAGUUAGAACUUGAUCCUCCUAAACUAUUUAUGGAAGAAAAGAAACCCUGGUAUUCGAAUAUACUUAACGAAGAUGAUUUGUAUGAUAUUGAUCCAGUUAGAGCCACUUUCCUCAAACAAAUUAGAGAAUUAGUUAAGCAAAAACAUAAAAUAAUGCAAGACCACUCUCUAUCGCCUGAAGCCAAAACUCAUCAAAUCCAAAACCUGUCUUUAAAUCACCCAUCAGGUCCGGUCUCCUUAUCAGAUUUAGCUUUAACAUUCACUUACCUACCAAGUUCAGAAAUUUACGGUUUUGAUAGUGUCAAUUUGAUACCCAACGGGGCCGAUAUUGAAGUGACAAUAGAAAAUGUUGAAGAAUAUGCGGAAUUGACUAUUAACUAUUGUUUAGAAGUUGGUUUGGCCAGACAACUGGAGGCGUUUAAUAAAGGAUUUUGCAGGGUAUUUCCUAUGGAAAAGUUGGCUGCAUUUAGUCCUGAUGAAGUUAAAAUGAUGCUGUGCGGUAAUCAGAAUCCUGAAUGGAGUAGAGAGGAUGUAUUGAAUUAUACUGAGCCAAAAUUAGGUUAUACUAAAGAGAGUCCUGGUUUCCAAAGGUUCGUCAACGUCCUAGUAAACAUGACAGCUGAAGAGCGUAAAGCCUUUCUUCAGUUUACAACUGGUUGCAGUUCAUUGCCACCAGGUGGCUUAGCAAAUUUGUAUCCACGACUGACUAUUGUACGUAAAGUGGACGCCGGUGAAGGUUCUUAUCCUUCUGUUAACACUUGCGUUCACUAUUUGAAACUGCCUGAUUAUUCUACAGAGGAGAUACUAAGAGAGAGACUGUUGGCAGCAACAAAAGAAAAAGGUUUCCAUUUGAAUUGAAUGAAGAAAAAAUUGGGAGUUUUUUUUUUAUGUUUGGUUAACUGUUUAAAUUUAUUUUAAUAACAAUUAAAAAUUCUUGUUGUUUCAAUAGACUAUUAGCAUUUCUUUUAAGUUCUGAUCUGAUAUAAGUGUUUGCUGGCUUAAAGAAAAGCAAUAAUUGAAAUGUUUUUUUGGUUCCUUUGAGAAAGUUAACUCACUCACUUACAGUCUUAUUCAGUAAAAUAUAAAGCGCCCUGUAUAGUUCUCUUUUAAUUGUUUUAGAAUGAUUUAUAUAAUUGGCUUGUAUAGGGGGUAAUAGGAUAUAUAUUAUAAAGUGAAUAUUUGAUCUUCUCUAGUAAAUUAUAAUAAAUAAAAUAAUCCCAUUGUAAAUUUCUAUCACACACAGUUCUCUAGGCACUGAUUUACACUAUUAGAAUUUUCUUCUUUUGUGAUUUUAGCAUGAAUAUUUGAAAAAAAAUACCUACAUAAUAAAUGUUUAUUAGGCGAAUUUUAAUCAGCUUUACAAGGUGUACACGGAAUAGAAUACUUAUUAAUUAUAUGUAUAGAUUGAUUUAU